Molecule: messenger RNA, 2018 nt
Organism: Boleophthalmus pectinirostris (great blue-spotted mudskipper)
Lineage: Eukaryota; Metazoa; Chordata; Actinopteri; Gobiiformes; Gobiidae
Gene: kcnk4b
Product: potassium channel subfamily K member 4
Exons: 6
Coding region: 16-1425 (469 amino acids)
Biological process (GO): stabilization of membrane potential; potassium ion transmembrane transport
Cellular component (GO): membrane
Molecular function (GO): potassium ion leak channel activity
Source: RefSeq, a predicted model, not a curated record
GGCGGGCGGGCGACGAUGCGCUGCUCCACGCUCUUGGCCAUCCUCACAGGGGUGCUGUUGUACCUGGUGCUGGGGGCUGUUGUGUUCCGGGCUCUGGAGACUCCACGAGAGGAGGGAAAACACCUGCAGCUGCAGAGGGCCAAACGAGACUUCUUGUCCAACUUCACCUGUGUCGACUAUGAGAAUCUGGAGAAGUUCAUAAAGGAGGUGGUCGAGGCCAUUGGUGCCGGAGUGCAAGCCACAGGUAAUGCAUCCUUUGUGAGUCAGUGGGAUCUUGCCAGUGCCUUCUUUUUCUCAGGAACCAUUAUCACUACCAUUGGGUUUGGGAACAUUUCUCCUAAAACUGAUGGAGGCCAGCUGUUCUGUAUUUUCUAUGCCUUGGUGGGAAUCCCCCUCUUUGGUAUCCUGCUCGCUGGUGUGGGAGACCAUCUUGGUACUGGACUGAGAAAGGCUGUGCUUAAAAUCGAGACUAUCUUCCUGAAAUUCCGUGUGAGUCCCACUAUUGUACGAGUCAUCUCAGCUGUUCUGUCCAUUCUGUUGGGAUGUCUGCUCUUUGUGGCAGUACCCAUCCUGAUUUUCCAGGAAGUGGAGGGGUGGUCUCUGCUUGAGUCAGCAUAUUUUGUAGUUAUCACACUUACAACGGUUGGCUUUGGUGACUAUGUUGCAGGUGAUUCUGGAUAUGAAGGCAGUGAUCAUUGGUACAAGCCACUGGUCUGGUUUUGGAUCCUCCUGGGUCUCGCUUACUUUGCUUCCAUUCUGGCUAUGAUUGGAAACUGGCUCCGAGUACUGUCAAAGAAAACCCGAGCUGAGAUGGAGGAGCUACGGGCCCAUGCCUCUGACUGGACACAAAACAUCCAGAACAUGUCGGUGGACUUCAAGAUGCCUGGGAAGAUUGAUGAUCCGUUUAAGCGUCGCAGGCGAAGGCGUCGUCAUGGUGGCCGGAGCCACCAUAGCCAUAGCCAUAGUGUGUCAGCAAAUGGUCCGGGUGGGAACCACGAGGGCCAGGAGGGGAGUCAGUCCGGGUCUGAAUCAUACACCUCAUCUUCAUAUUCAUCUGAUGAGGAGUCCGAAUCCGGUUCAGAGUCCGGCUCCCAAGCCACGCAAACAGAUCGAGUCCCCGAAGACAAGCCUGUUGAGCCCCCAGCAGCACCACUCCACCUGUCUCAGCCUCUGGACUACUUUGGGGAAAACCUUGCCUUUAUUGACGAAUCCUCAGAUGCUCAGAGUGGAAAACUACAUGUGGAUCCUCUCAUAGAUCCCACACAGCCCAACGGUAUGCGGCCAAGACACCCAAAGAGGAGACGCCAUAGGAGGCAUGUCCCACACAGAAGCAACCAUCAGAACAACCACACUACCACCAUCCCUGAGGUUAAAGAACCCAAUGGAAAUCUAAAGCCAAUUUCAGAACCACCAUCUAAGCCUUAGUAACUGACUGCAGGAGCUCCACUACUAGCACAAGUAUCAAAGGAAUUAUCAAAUCAAUUGAGAUGCAUUAUAAGAGAAUUUUGCGAUUUAUUUAUUUGUGUAUUACUUACAGACACUUAAUGGAAGUCUUGUGUUUGCAUUUGAAGCUCUUAGCAUGCGGGUGUGUAUGCCUCAACCAAACAUAAUGAACUGACUCUAAGCUACUGUUGCCUAAAUAAAAUAGAGAGAGACUGCUCUCUACUGGGCCUUAUUGAAAAUGCACUAACUACAGCACUGUUAUUUAAGUUGCUCUCAAACACAGAGGUAACCAUAUGCAAAACUUUAUCUAACUGAUUUCUAGGUCAAAACUUGCCUUUCACGAAAACCUUAACUCUGCCAACCAACAAACGGGUACUAAACAUGCUGUUAUACUUUUGUGUCUUUUUUAUAUUGUAAAAUACAUGUUCAUUUUGGAGGCUAAUGUGUUACUUUUCACAUGUGUACUGCAUAUAUUAAAUAAAACCCUUUAACAGUACAACUAUUUGUGUAAAAUCCGCACCACAAAACAAAGUGCUGGGCAAUCACUUUUUACUGUACUGUAUACUGUGAUCAUU